ACUCAGGGAGUGGGCGGCGGCGGCGCCGGAAGCAGACGCGGAGCCUCACGAGCGCAGCAAACAGGCCGCCGUGCGGGAGCUGGUCCUCACCGAGGUAGACUAUCUGCACCAUCUACAAGUGUUGACCGAAGUAUUCAUGGGCGCAGCUCUUGCCCUCCAAGCAUCCAACAAACUGAAGUUCGUCGAUAUACAGAAGCUAUUCUCAAACAUACCCGACCUUCUUCAUGCCAGCAUAGCGUUCUGGAAGGAGACGUUUAACUCAAUGGUCGCCGAUGGUCUGCAAAAUGCUGGAAGUUUUUUUGUCAAUUGAAGGUUCAAACCAGAAAUGAUGUUUGAUGGAUUUUCAAAUUUACGGAAGCUUCUGGUUCCGUAUGAGACCUACCUCACCGACCAGAGACACAUCACGGAGUACUUACGAGCACUGCAGGCUGAACAGGAGUUCACUCUCUACCUGAACUGGUGUCAUGCUUACAAAGAGUGUAACCGAUUACAGUUCAGUGACCUGCUGAUAAAACCCAUGCAGAGACUAACAAAAUACAGUCUUCUCCUUAAUAGGAUAACGACAUACUGUGGGGACUAUGAACAGAAAGAAGCCCUUGUAGCUAUGGAACAGAAUGCAAGGGAUUUCGUGGCGGAAAUCAACAGGAAGCUGCGCCAGCAAGAGGAGACGGAAAUAAUGGAGAAGUGCGCCCGCUGUAUCGAGCCCUACGAGCCGGACCACAAAGACGAGGAACUAGACUUGAUAUUUCGGAAGUUCGCGGCUGCCAACAUCAUGGGAGAGGUGCUCAAUACUCGCGGACAACAGAUCCGCUCUCUGGUGAUGGAGGGAUACUUUCGGUUUAAGGACCACACAGUCAAAGAGACGGAGGUGAAGGUGUUUCUGUUCUCGGACAUGGUGCUGGUGUGUAAGAAGCAGAAGGGCGGCGUCCCGUACAGGAUGAUCCGGCCGCGUUACUGGCUGCAGCGCCUGUCCUACCACCCGCGCCUCAACAGGGCCACCAAGCAGCUCUGCGGACUCAACUUCUUACAAGUCGAUGAAACGGGCGCGUCCAUCUCGUGCUUCUCACUUUCAGAAUCCACAAAAGACUGUCGUCCUCUCCAGACUUUUCUGGCAUGGGAUUAUAAGAUCCGGCUGGCACUAGCGACCUACGAGCUGAGUGUGUGGGCUGCUCACCACCCGGAGAGGAGCCUCAACGAUAUUCAGGCUCCCAGAGCUGGUGACCCCCUCCUCGACAGCGAGGCUCGGGAGACAGUUGCCAGCAUGCGCCGCGCCCGCCUCACCGGCUCCUUGGACGGGGCGGGGGCGGCGCCGGCCACCUGCCGACAGACCGGGUACGGGACGUCUGGCCACCAACUGUCUCCCAGCAGAGCCGAUCGCGGCUUGCACCAGGCCCCCUCCCGCGCCGUUCGCGACUCGGCCGAAUGUACAGAGGUGGUGCUACGAGACAGCGGCACAGAAACAAGCUUGCUUCAGCCUUUGUUGCGCUUCGGGCGCCCGUCAUCUCCUCAGCCGAGUUCAUCGCAGUCCCCGUCGAGUGUUAAGCCUUACUGCCUUCAAAGCCUCCCCGAUCUGACCUUUGAGCACAGCUUCGCUAACAGAAGGAGUGAGACAACAAGCAGUGAAUCGGGGGCGGGCGGGGCUCAGGGACGCCGGCAGGCUAGGAGCCGGGAGUACGAGCACACCUCCGCCGUGUGAACGGUUGAGGCGAAGAAACACAUUGGUUGGUGCCGCGCCACGAGCCGCACCUGGGACCGGCUUCUGAACACGCCGGCGACCUCACCUCACCGUCAGCAGCGUUGGGACAUCUUAUCAAUUGGACCCUAGUUCUCUCAACGGGAUAUUGCAAUGCUUUGUGUUCUCUAUUUAUUUAAUAUUUAAUAUUAAGAUAUUAUAAACGUAUGUUAAAUAGUUUCAUAAACAACUUAGAUUCCAUUUAAUGAAUUUUAUAGGUACUUGUAUUGUAACUGUAUUAAUUUCAAAUUGUUUUAAAUUCGAUUAGUACUUGUGAACUAUUUCAAUGGUAAGUAUAUUUUGUAUAGUCCUUACGUCAUAUUCGUGGAGUUCUCAUUUACUUCUGAUCUAAUUUCUCUCUGUAUGAUCCCCGCGGAGUACAAGAAUAGGGACGUGUCAGGUUCAUAGGUGUUUAAAGAGGUGAUUAAGGGCUUCUAAGUGUGGGAGAGUCACGCUGUCGCCCUACGACGAUGGCUUGAGCGGGUAGACUCCACUGGAUGAGUGAUCACACUCUCAUGGAAUACCAGCAUGAUAGAGCGGACAAAUACCGUUAUUUUUCGGUAGGUUAGUAUGGAUUAGUGUUGAGAACCGGAGCCCAGUACCGAAACGCUCCGCCAAGAUAUGACAGUGAUCCUGCUAGAUAUAAUAUCCUCGGGGAGUGUUUCCGCUUCCUGCCACGGUCGGAGCGACUUGUAGAGCGUUCUCGUAUGGGCUCACUGUCGUAUUCUGUAGAGGGUGACGGUCAUCCGGACACCCUGGUUGGCCAAUCAACGUAAACAUCAAGGAAACUUCAGAGGAAAAGGUGCCAGCUUAUACCAUAUGACCGCUAGUCUGUUUCUAGAACCUUUCUGCUCUCAACAAUUAUGGAUAGCAUCAUGAAUCGCCAGGUCUAUCUAUAACUCCUUCAGGUGAUACAUUAACGACCGAAUGACUUUCUCUUUCUCUUUUGACUAUUCUCAAUCGGUUUACGAUUUACUAAUCAAAUCAAGUGAAAAUCAAGUCUUGGCAAAGUUAAAGUACUAUAAUAAUUCAAGCCGGCCGAAAUUCCAGCGCUUUAUGAGGCGCAGAAUCGGCCAAUAUGGUUUACUUACCCAUUGCUUUCAUACCUGGUCUGGUUCACUGUAUUGACAGUUUGACCCAGUUACCUGCACGCAACGCAUCGUGUUCCGCGUGAGACGCUCACCGCCAACCACCGAAGACAAUGAAGUCACCAACAGCACGGCACUCCGCCCCUCAGCCGCCGACGUGGCACUCGACACCAACCAGACGCCAUACGCUACCGGCGUCGAUACCAGCUCUCAAAUCUCGAUCGACUGCCAAUUCCUUGGUCAUCUGGAAGGCAAUCCCUAGUUGUCUUCAAGCAAUGUAUGAGUCGUAGUCGGAGCGAGCCCCGUCUGCCGCCCGGUUAGCACGUCCCCCGGCCAGCUGUGACUGUCGGCCGGUACUCCGCGGCGCCAGUUUUCUGUGAACUGGCUUGAUCAUUGGACACGACGCACACACGUCGCGUCACGUAUGUCUCCUACGUCAUUUAUAUCGCCAUGCAUCCAAACUGGACUGUGGCUCUACAGUGCAGUUCCUUAAGGAAGUUUGUUUCGCGUGCGAACUGUGGGGUACACUUAGCUCCGCAGUGUUAGAAGGCCGAAAAAACAUGGGUUCCAUCAAACAAGAGUCCCACCAGUGAGCGAGCGGCGGUGAUCCCAGCUACCACCUGCCCACCGUGACCUUGUUCGUGCUCCAGUCACAGCAUUUCGAAUGACAUAACAGAUGACUAUGAGUUACGAGCGGGAGCGUAGAGCGCUGUCAGUGAGCAGUAAUAUGCUCGCCCGCAGGUUUGCGCGAAGCACAAAUAAUGUUAAAGUGUUAUUAAUAUUGAGUGCAUUCUGCGAGUCUUUUUAAUCGAGCGGCUUGUAGGUGUCGCAUUCGUGCGGGAAUUAUAGCGUUCUACGUGUCACAUACAAUAAUGUGUUUAGGAGGCUGUUGGGGCUACCGUGGCGUUGAAGUGCUCCUGGAACGUUUGCUGAUGCAUCUGUGGAUGUUUUGCAUGCCACAAUGGGAAAAAAAGCGGUCUCCAUGUUGCAGCGUCUACGUGUUAGCAGUAACAGCAUCCUAAAGAUGAUUUUGCCAGAGCUGACUGUUCCUUCCAGAAACUAAUAAUAUUUGACUAAUAAUACUAACAUAGUUCACAAGAAAUAUUGUUACUAUAGAGAUCUCUUGAUUUAAAUAAAUAAGUAAAAUUACUAACCAACUGUAUACAGGUAAUAUAAUAUUAUAUAAUAUAACAUACAUACUUAUACGGUAACUUACGAAAUGGUGUCUAUUAAUUACUUAAUUAUUACUUUAGCAUAUUUAUAUGUAAACAUAGAUAUCAUGACGCUCAUAGUAUACGAUGUAGAAUAAUCUAGUGUUUAGAUUUAUUUAUAUAAAAUAUAAAACAUAAAAACGGGCAGUGACACAUGGGUAAUGUUCGCAGUGUAAAUUAAAAUAACAGAUCAAAUUACAAAGUUGUGUCAAAGACUAUAAUAUUAUAACAGUACAAGUAGUAGUAGUUCUGUCUGUAAGUCAGUCGUGUGGGUGAUGCUCAUUGAUAUGUUAUAUAUUAAUAUAUUAUCUAGUUGUUAUAGUUUACCUUGGUCUAGUCAACUUUAAUGUUUGAAUGAAAUUGAUUUGUAGUCUAACAGUAAUAAUAGAAGUCUAUAUUCUCAUUUGUUCUAAUACGAGUAAGUGACGGUGCUAUAAAAGGUACUUAGAGCUUAAGUAUGAUAUACAUUUAAAAUUAAAGAUAUCUAUACAAUAUUAGAAGUUUAAGAAUGAAAUUGCUGAUGUAUACUGAAAAAAUAAAAUUCUUUUUUUAAAUUAA
This is a messenger RNA of Leptidea sinapis, 4589 nucleotides long. RefSeq names its product pleckstrin homology domain-containing family G member 6-like. Bases 326 to 1696 code for a protein of 456 amino acids. The record is from RefSeq and is a predicted model, not a curated record. The transcript has 16 exons. Lineage: Eukaryota; Metazoa; Arthropoda; Insecta; Lepidoptera; Pieridae. Gene Ontology annotation, biological process: Rho protein signal transduction; endothelial cell migration. Gene Ontology annotation, molecular function: guanyl-nucleotide exchange factor activity. Gene Ontology annotation, cellular component: axon; plasma membrane; endocytic vesicle.